Molecule: messenger RNA, 730 nt
Organism: Cannabis sativa
Lineage: Eukaryota; Viridiplantae; Streptophyta; Magnoliopsida; Rosales; Cannabaceae
Exons: 2
Coding region: 2-730 (242 amino acids)
Source: RefSeq, a predicted model, not a curated record
UAUGUCAUUCGGACUAACCAAUGCUCCUGCAGCAUUCAUGGACCUGAUGAAUAGAGUAUUCAAGGAUUUCCUCGAUAUCUGUGUAAUUGUGUUUAUCGACGACAUCCUCGUGUACUCUCAGUCAGAAGAGGAGCAUGAGUUACAUCUUCAGAUGGUACUGCAACGACUUCGAGAACAUAGACUCUACGCCAAGUUCAAGAAAUGUGAGUUCUGGUUGUCUCAGGUGUCCUUCCUAGGGCACAUAGUGAGUAAAGAUGGGAUCAAGGUGGAUCCCGGGAAGAUCGAAUCCGUCAGGGAUUGGCCGAGACCGAAGACAGUGACAGAGAUCAGAAGCUUUUUGGGAUUAGCUGGGUAUUACCGUAGGUUCGUGGAGGGGUUCUCCAAAAUUUCAAUGCCCCUAACCGAGCUUACAAAGAAGAAUCAGCGAUUUAUCUGGUCAGAUAAAUGCGAAGCUAGUUUUCAGGAGCUGAAACAGAGGUUGAUUACUGCUCCGGUACUAGCUUUGCCUUCGGACGAGGAGAAGUUCGUGGUCUAUUGUGACGCAUCCAAACAGGGUUUGGGGUGCGUAUUGAUGCAAGCCGAUCGGGUUAUCGCUUAUGCCUCCCGUCAGUUAAAGGACUAUGAACAGCGAUACCCGACUCAUGAUUUAGAAUUGGCCGCAGUGGUUUUUGCACUGAAGACCAGGGUUUGCGUCCCGAACAAAGGUGGACUUGAGGAACGAGAUCUUUGA